This is a messenger RNA of Anolis sagrei ordinatus, 688 nucleotides long. RefSeq names its product HD domain containing 2 (gene HDDC2). Gene Ontology annotation, molecular function: 5'-deoxynucleotidase activity. The record is from RefSeq and is a predicted model, not a curated record. Lineage: Eukaryota; Metazoa; Chordata; Lepidosauria; Squamata; Anolidae. Gene Ontology annotation, cellular component: cytoplasm.
CAGAGACCCGGAUGCUUGGCUCUUUCUCUUCCUCCUGUGUUGGCUGCUUUCGCCUCGGUAGUCAUGGGGAGCUUGCUGCAGUUUCUGAGGCUGGUGGGGCAGCUGAAGCGAGUACCCCGAACAGGUUGGGUCUACAGAAAUGUACCAAAUCCAGAAAGUGUGUCUGAUCAUAUGUACAGGAUGGCAAUCAUGGCUAUGGUCACUGAAGAUAAAACACUGAAUAAAGACAGAUGCAUACGGUUAGCUCUAGUUCAUGAUAUGGCUGAAUGCAUAGUUGGGGACAUUGCACCAGCUGACAAUAUUUCCAAAGAGGAGAAGCACAGACGAGAAGAGGAAGCUAUGAAACAUUUGACUCAGUUGCUUUCAGAAGAGCAGAGAAAAGAAAUUUUUGAACUGUGGGAAGAAUAUGAACAUCAAUGUAGUGCAGAAGCAAGGUUUGUAAAACAGCUGGAUCAGUGCGAGAUGAUACUUCAAGCCUUAGAAUAUGAAGACUUAGAGCAAAGACCUGGGACCCUUCAAGAUUUUUAUGACUCUACUGCAGGAAAAUUUAGUCACCCAGAAAUAGUCCAGCUUGUGUCUUCCAUAAAUACAGAAAGAAAUACAAAAAUAGCAGCAUCAAAAAAUGAUCCACCAUCAUGAGUCACCUUUGAAAUGUUUAGCACUAUGUAAAAUAAAUUAUUUUACAAUC